Molecule: messenger RNA, 2304 nt
Organism: Micromonas commoda
Lineage: Eukaryota; Viridiplantae; Chlorophyta; Mamiellophyceae; Mamiellales; Mamiellaceae
Exons: 1
Coding region: 1-2304 (767 amino acids)
Source: RefSeq, a predicted model, not a curated record
AUGUCCGACCCGGAAGAUGAGGAACCCGCGAUGGAGGAGGAGGAGGAGGAGGAGCUCGAGGUGGAGGAGGGCGACGAGGAACAGUUCGAGGAGGGAGAGGAGGGAGAGGAGCUCGAAGAAGGCGAAGAGGGCGAGAUGGAAGAGGGCGAAGAAGGCGAGGAGGAUCUCGAGGAAGGCGAGGAGGAACCCGAGGAGGAACCCGAGGAGGGCGAAUACGAGGAGGAGGACGACGGCGACGUCGCGGACGAGUUCAGCGAGGAACGUCCGGACGCCUCACCCGAGGGUCGGAAGAGCAAAUCGUCCAAGGGCGGUAGGUCCUCCAAGGGACCCGAUCCCGAGUACCCCACCGAACCGGAAUCCGACUCGGACGACGACGCGCUCUCCAGGCGCAGGCGCAAGAACAAGCUGAGCAAGGCGGCGAGGGACCCGUACAGGUUCGUCCGCGACAGCGACGACGAGUCCAUCAGCUCGGGCCGCGACCGGAGGGGCGGCGAGCCCUGGCGCACCAAGAUGGACGGCAAGACGGAGUACAACACUCUCGCCAACGAGGUGAGGAAUUACUCCAUGCACAGGCCCCCGGGUCCCGACGGGCGAGCGCACAGGAUGGAGGACCUGCCGGUGAAGCUCGCGUUCGAGCACCUCUCCUCGCUCGCGGGCAUGAGCGAAAAAGUUCAGAACGCGAUCAACCUGAGCCGCAACCUGUUCCAGCGCCGCGUCGACAAGAUGGAGAAGGGCGUCAUGUUCAAGGCGUGGCGCGGCUGGCUCCUGGUGCAGCACGACUUCAACAACAAGCGCAACAUCCUGACCCGCGCGGUGAACAAGAUGAAGAGACGCAGGCUGUACAAGGCGUUCUCCAAGUGGGCCGAGCUGCACAACAAGGCGCAUCGACCCUCGCACUUUGACAAAGCCGCGCGGGCGGUGGUCCUCGGCGGGUGCAGACGGAGGACCUUUGGCGCGUGGCGCGAGCACACCAAGGACGUCAGGCGCCAGUUUAAGAUGGCGGCACACACCGCGCGGAUGCGCGAGGAGUUCCUCGAGAGGCUGGUGGAGGCUGGCCUGAGGCAGGUCAUGCACAAGCGCAUCCGCCGAGCGUGGGAUGCCUUUGACAAGUUCAGCGAGGUGCGCCGCGCCAAGCGCAACAAGGCGCGACAAGUGAUUGGCCGCGCCAUGAACAGGGAGCAGGCCAGGGCAUUUGGCCGGUGGAGAGAGUACGUAGCGCAGCUCAACAAGCAGCACGGGCAGCUCAAGCGCGCCGUGGCGCGCAUGUCCAAGGCGACAAUGGCUCGCGCCUUUGACGCCUGGCAGGGCCAGCAACUGCACAAGAAGCGAUGCCUGAUGAAGAUCAUCAAGGGCACGCAGGCCAGGGCGUUCGCCAAGUGGCAGGACAACCUGCGCUUGCUGCGCAAGGCCAGGAUCGUGUUUGCGCGAUGGAACCAGCGCACGCGCUACGCGGCGUUUAAUGGAUGGUGGCUCAACGUCGAGGAGAAGCGGCGGCAGACGGAGAUGUGCUCCAAGAUUUGCAAGCGCAUCCUCAACCGCGCCGUGCGCAACGCGUGGGCGCAGUGGAUGUACUGCGUGGAGCAGAGCUUCGGGUGCACGCUGGAGCAGGUCAAGGCUCUGCGCGAUCAGAACGCCAGGCUUCGCCGCGAUAACGAGCGGUUCGUGCGGCUCGUGGAUUCCGGCGAGUGGGGUCGCGGUCGGGUCGAGGAGCUCUCCGAAGCCGGCCGCCUGCUCAGGGACGAGCGCAAGCAGCUCGAGGAUCUCAUCAGGAGCAUCAAGGAUGAGAAGGACGGCUUCGUCAAGGAUGCCGAACUUCAGGCGAGGGAGGCGAGGGCGCUCAAGGACAGGCUCGUCAGCGGCAACUUUGUCCAACGAAACAAGCUGAACGUCCGCGGCGGAUCGGCUUUCAACUCCAUGCAGCGGGUUUUGAAGCAGGACCUCAUCGACAGCGGCGCCGCGGCCAGGCAGCGUCACAUGCUCGGAGGUGCCGUGCACAACGUUGACCGCCUCGCGAUGGACAAGGUUUCCGUUUUUGCCGACGGAGAGAUCCAGAUGCAGGCUGUCAAGAGGGCGCCGCCGCCGUUUGCCAGGGGCGGCGCGAGGAGGCCAGCGCCGCCGCCGCUGAGGGCCGCUCCGCCGCCCGUCCCGAUGCCGCGGACGACGGCGCCGCGACCGGCGAGCGCGCCAAGGGACGAAGAGGGGGAGAACGUGUUGGUGGAGGCGCUGUCGAGUCUCACCGCCGACGAGGUGGAUGCGCUGGAGGACAUUCUGAAGCGGGGCAGGACCGACGCCGCUUUGGUCUAA